Messenger RNA from Folsomia candida, 1863 nucleotides. RefSeq names its product lipase 3. Bases 555 to 1850 code for a protein of 431 amino acids. The transcript is spliced from 7 exons. Gene Ontology annotation, molecular function: hydrolase activity, acting on ester bonds. NCBI's taxonomy places the organism in Eukaryota, Metazoa, Arthropoda, Collembola, Entomobryomorpha, Isotomidae. The record is from RefSeq and is a predicted model, not a curated record. Gene Ontology annotation, biological process: lipid metabolic process.
AUGCUUAGAAAUCAGUUUUGUUUAUUAUAUUUCAAAAUAUGUAUAUUUAUUAUAAACAUCAUGAACCGGAGGCAAUUUUUUACAUCAAAGGGAGAAAAAUAUGUAUUACGGAUGAAGAAACCUUGAAUUUAUUUACCUCGACACGAUAUUACUUAUACGUCUUGUAUUUCGCAGUGCGAGAAUUGUGUUACAAAAAAUACUGCAACCACCAUAAAUUGGUCCGAUUUACAAACCAUCAUUAUUAUAUUCAUUAAGACUAAACUUGACCAGUAAGCAUACUGACCAGUACGUUAUUACCACGUUUGUCCAAAAACCAGUUUAUGGCGUUUUCCCCAAGAGGUUGAUACUAAUUUCUUCCUACUCUCCCAGAACCAUCAUGCCAAAUUAAUCCAUGACUGCAAUACCAGUGAUUCUGUAUGCUUAAGAAGACUUGCAUGCUUAUUGCUUGUGCAAUACGAUGCAAUAAUGGGAGAAUCCAGAGCCAUUUAUCAGGCAUUUGAUCAUUUUGUGUGAACUAUAUCAGAGUGCAUAAUCUUGACACCUCGCUCGGUAAAAUGUUUGUUAUUUACACGGCUAUCUCUGUAAAAUUAAAGUAUUUGUCUGCACUAUUUGUAAUAUUGCUUCAAUUAGGAUCACUGGGAGAAAUACAUGCUGCAAGUUUAAAUAAUUUUGUACCACUUCAGACUAAUUUUGAAAGUAAUAGGGAUAAAAGAGGGGACCUCGGAGGACCUUAUCCCAUGCACACGGUCGACAUUAUCGAACAGCACGGUUACCCAGUAGAAACACAUUUUGUGGAAACUCAAGAUGGUUAUAUUUUGGAAGUACAUCGAAUUCCACCUUUAGCAAAAAAUGACAAACUUCCUGUUCUUCUCACUCACGGGAAUUUUCAGUCAUCAGCAGAAUGGGUUAUCAAUACUCCGACAAAUAACUCUUUUGCCUUCAUAUUGCACUCUAUGGGAUAUGAUGUAUGGCUUGGGAACAAUCGUGGUAACCCAUACGGCAGACGACACAAAAGCUUUGCGACAAAUUCUCCAAGUUUUUGGAAUUAUACAUUUCACGAAAUGGGCCUCUUCGAUAUGCCGGCAACGAUCGACCACGUUUUGAACCAAACUGGGAAAUCAAAGCUGAAUUAUGUCUCUCUGUCGAUGGGGCCGGCGGCGUUUCUCGCUGGCCUCAGUCACCAUCCGGAGUACAAUGGCAAAAUUGAAUCUGCUGUGCUUAUGGGACCAACUGUUUUUAUGGCCCACUUUUAUAACGGACUUGUCUACUACAUGUCAUUCCUUUCGCGGUUUAUCACGAUGUUCCUGAACGCUUUUGGAUCCAUCCCAGCCAUUUCGCCGACAUUAGGAAAAUUACUAAACGGCCUGCUCCCAUAUUUGUGCAGUCCGAAAGUCGAUAUUAUUGGAAUUUGUGUUAACUGGAUACAUAUCGUGUACGGACAAGAUGGGGAUUUGAUUACUAAGGAGCAAGUCGCACAGGUAUUUGCUACCACACCAGCGUCAGGGAGCAGUUUAAAAUUGACAAAUCACGUCAUGCAGCUUUGGCGUUCGAAGGGUUUCCAAGAAUAUGAUUACGGGCGCCGUAAAAAUCUAGAAAUAUAUCACAGCGAAACCCCUCCAAGCUACAAUCUUACAAAGGCUACCGUGCCAAUUGCCCUAUUUGUUGGCCUGUACGAUUUUAUGGGACAUCGAGAGGACGCAAAAACUUUGGCAAGUAAACUGCCAACCUUAAUAGAGUAUUACGAGUCACCGUACAAACAGUUUUGUCAUUUAGAUUUUGUUUACGGACGUGAAAUCGCUGCUCAAUUAUAUUAUCAUGCCAUUGAGAUUUUCCAAAUAAAGGAAAAAUAGUCAAGCACAAUAA